AUGCAUGAAAUCAUGAAUGUUGAACAUCCUUACACUAGUAGUGACAAACCGGCUGUAGAAGGACCUUUUGAGAAAGUUACAGUGGCAGAGGUUAAGAGUGCCUUGCGAGCGUUAGCGAGCAAGAAGGCUCCAGGGCCAAGUGGUAUCACUGCAGAGGUGCUCAAAGCUGCCGGUGACCCUUGCAUUGAUGUACUGACAACUAUUUGCAACCAGAUCUUAUUUAAGGGUAAGAUGCCCGAUUACUGGAAACUGAGCUCUCUGAUUCCACUGUACAAAGAACACAGUAUGGCUUUAUGCCAGGUCGCGGCGUUGUCGAUGCAGUUUUUGUUGCCUGUCAAGUUUGCAGCAGAAAAGAAGCCCCUUUACUGGAUUUUUAUCGACCUGGAGAAGGCCUUUGACCAUGUCCCGCGGCGCCUCAUUAUAGAAAGUUUGAGGCAUAAACGCAUACCAGAGCAUUUCAUAAACGCUAUUAUGGCAACAUAUGACGAUUGUAGGACCUCAGUUAUUGUGUACGGUGAACCGACAGAUGCUUUUGAUGUUACUGUUGGUGUGCAUCAAGGUUCAAUCCUCAGCCCCCUCCUGUUUAUCACGGUUAUGGAUUAUCUGACUGAAGAAGUGCGAGAUGGCUCCAUACUGGAAAUGUUGUAUGCGGAUGACAUAGCACUCGCAGCAGAGACACCCGAAGAAGUCAUGAGGAAGUACAGAAUGUGGAAGUCAGCAUUGGAGUCCAAAGGCCUUCGGGUUAAUGUGGGCAAAAGCAAGGGAAUGGGAGACCUCCCUAGUGUCACCCGUAUCGCUGAUGUCGAUCCUUGCGGCGUUUGUGGAACUAGAGUUGGCAGAAACUCGAUUAUGUGCACUCUUUGCAGAAAAUGGGUACAUGUACGCUGUACCGGUGUUAGAGGAAGUUUAUCUCCACACGAAGUUUUCAGUGUUCUACAUGCCAAACCCCAGCUGCAAGUGAUCCUGCACCCCGUAACAGUUUCGACGAGUUAG
Symsagittifera roscoffensis is the source of this 993-nucleotide messenger RNA. RefSeq lists its product as uncharacterized. Lineage: Eukaryota; Metazoa; Xenacoelomorpha; Acoela; Convolutidae. The coding region runs from base 1 to 993 and encodes 330 amino acids. The transcript is spliced from 2 exons. The record is from RefSeq and is a predicted model, not a curated record.